AUGAAGGGAAUAUCUUAUCGAGGUAAUGCUAUUUGUUUUGGUAAAUAUGCUCUUCAGGCACUUGAACCCGCUUGGAUCACCUCUAGACAAAUAGAAGCAGGUCGACGAGCAAUGACACGAAAUGCACGUCGCGGUGGAAAAAUAUGGGUCCGUAUAUUUCCAGAUAAACCAAUUACAGUAAGACCCGCAGAAACACGUAUGGGUUCAGGUAAAGGCUCUCCCAAAUAUUGGGUAGCUGUUGUUAAACCAGGUCGAAUACUUUAUGAAAUGGGUGGAGUAACAGAAAAUAUAGCCAGAAGGGCUAUUUCAAUAGCAGCGUCCAAAAUGCCUAUACGAGCUCAAUUCAUCAUUUCGGGAUAA
Molecule: messenger RNA, 360 nt
Organism: Lactuca sativa (garden lettuce)
Lineage: Eukaryota; Viridiplantae; Streptophyta; Magnoliopsida; Asterales; Asteraceae
Source: RefSeq, a predicted model, not a curated record